GUUCUCAUCUCGGGGAGCAGUGGUCGUGAAUUAGUCGUAAUUAGUUUACUUCCCACUCCCAUCGCGAGCCCGCACCAGUCACACAUUGUACACACAACCUUACUACCACGCAACGACACACGCCGAACUCCAAAAAACAAGUAGAAAUGUACCGAAACGUGGUCGUUUUAAUUGUUUUGUGGAAUACAGCAGAGAGUGCCAACUACCAGCGAUAUGCUGAGCCCGGUGACGCAAGAUACGCAACCCCUUCGAGCUAUUCCUCGACUGUGAGCCCUUACAACCAAUAUCCAUACAAAUCCGGUAGCUACGGGAGCGAUAUAGCCAAUUUUCCGGAAGUGACCAGGUAUCCUAAUUACGCUUCUGGAGUAUCGACCACCAAAUACAACUCCUACACUACGCUGAAAUCGAAUCAGUUUUACCCUCCGGGCGGCUACAGUACUCCGACUUAUGGAGAUACUUACUCAAGGACUUAUGGCCAGGAGUACGGCCAGGGCUACGGACAGGGCUACGGCACUGGUUACAGCUCUUACGAGGUUCCCUUCAUGAAGAAUAUAAGGGACUACUGCGUAAACAGGGCGCCACAGCAAGGGAUCUGGGUGGAAAACUUGAUGGGCAUGUGGUACGGAGUGGAGUUCGUGCAACAUCUGGCUGGUGACUCCAGGGUCGAUUACGCGCGGACCUGCAUCGUGAUACACAUUUCGGAGCCCAUGGACCAGCCUUCAACAGAGAAUCAGUUGUUCCACGUGCAGCACAUCAACGCGAAGUUCCGUCACGAAUACAGGCACCUGAGGCUGCUGUGGGACGAGGCUGGCCAGACCAUCGAGUACUCGCUGUACUUCAAGAACGACUCCGCCGGCUACUGGCAGGUGUUCAACGGACAGAAUGGAACAUUGACGGCUCGGCCCACGUAUCAACAGUUCAGUGGCACCAUACAAGUUCUGAAGGCAGUCAACGACCAUCUCCUAUUGAACUUCUGUCAGGAUCAGGUCAAUGGCAAGUCUGCGCAGCUGUACUCCGUGCUGUUCUCCCGCGAGCCUGGCUUCAUGGAGCGCUGGGAGCUGGACUCCGUGCACGCACUACUACAAAACAAGAAACUCUCCGUAGCCUCUAGAAGACUGGUCUGCGGUAACAGUGCCGACAAGCCUAUUUUUAGUUUAGCUUCCUCCUUCAUUUUUCUAAUACUGACUUUCAUUAUAAAGUCCUAUUAAAAUCCGUGUUGACUAGGGACUAUUUAUAUGCGAAAUUUUAUUUAAUCGGACAAAAUGACAUCACCGGCAGUCUGUUUGUACGCCCAUACAGUAACUACAUAACUAUCGAAGAUGACAUAACGCUAGAUGAACUUGAAAGUAGAUUAGAUGCGCUGCGCAAAACGUGUCGCGGAAGUUUUGAGACAUUUAGCAAUCCCUUGCUGUUAGCGACCGUGUUUAUACAAUUGGUCCGAGUGGUAGCAGACAUCACACAUUCAGUAUUCUGCGGUAUACAUUUGAAACCGCCAUAAAAAUAUCAAGUACGUUAUUAAUGUUUAAGUCUGCGCUUUGAAAUACAAAGUUUAUGGCGAACAAAAGCUGCAAGACGUCUGCAUCGUGAAAUUUUGCAGUUGCGAUGUUAAAUGUGGCAUUGUGUUUGUCUGGGGCCCUCGACUUGCUUAUUGACUCUGCAAAAUAAUAAACCGGUUCUCGCGCGUCCUUGACUGCACUUGAAAGAUCUGAGAUUUUGGGGACGACGUAAAAGUCCCCAGCCGUAGCGUAGAUAUAGUUCUAUAGCGUUUAUGUCGAUAUUAAAUAUCCGUCCUUAUAAUGUGAAAAUGAUUGAUGAACAAAAUGGAAUUUUUAAUUUGUUUACUGCAAACUUUGGGGCCAAUGUGCGUACCUAUAAAAAUUAUAGGUAGUUGACACAAACGGUAACCAGACAAGUGAUUUUUUUAAUGCCACCAAAUUAAGAAUGAAUCAUCAAAUUAUGAUAAGUAUGUAAUACAGUCAAACAUUGUCCGUGUAACUACCGUAUGACUAGUAAUAAUAAACCAUUACUUAGAUGUCUAUUACAAUGAUACAUCGUAUUGAAACAAACGACCAUUUAUUUUCAAUGUUGAAUUCAUUUUAGUAAACGAUGCGAUGUUGGGAUGGCGUCAUACUAGCACAAUGUUUUGAAAAAUGAAUGCAGAUAAUCUGUUUGCAAGAAAACUUGUAUCUGGGGUGCAACUGUUGCCAACAUUGCAAGCGCAUUAGGCAGUCUGCCUCUGAUAUUUCAGAGUUAUACAACCGACAUUAUGGUGCCUUUACCGCACUCUAACUUGCUGAACCUUCUUGAAUACCUACCGAGCUGUUUUAUAAAAUCUAUUAUUGUGUAUUUAACUUGUUACUAUGGGACUAAAUUAAUGACCACUCAGUUAUACGUAGUCACUAUCUUCGUCCAUGUUGAUUUCCUAGCUAUACACAUAGACUGUAGAUCGAUAGGAACUAUUGUUAAAACUUCUUUGUCAUCAAAACUUUCACUUAAUGUCUAAGUUAUUAUUAUUUAUUUGAAUACCAAAGAUUUAUUAAAGCAAUAAUUAUUUUAAGUAAGCGAACGUGCCUGUUCUUUAGAAGAAUAAAAACUUUAAAAUUA
Spodoptera frugiperda (fall armyworm) is the source of this 2604-nucleotide messenger RNA. RefSeq lists its product as uncharacterized. The transcript has 3 exons. The record is from RefSeq and is a predicted model, not a curated record. The coding region runs from base 147 to 1208 and encodes 353 amino acids. NCBI's taxonomy places the organism in Eukaryota, Metazoa, Arthropoda, Insecta, Lepidoptera, Noctuidae.